AUGAUAACUGAUGUUGAUCGUGCCGCUAAUCAGUUCGGUGGUACCUCGAAAAGAAUCCGAAGAAUGUCAAGCUGUGACUGGGAAAUACCAAGUGGAGAAGCAGGCAAAUUUGCGCUUGUUAAGGAUACACCCGAGGGUUUCAAGGCACGAAUCAAUCUGAACUACUUCGCUGACUAUAAACCCGAGGAAAUCGACGUACGCGUCUAUGGAUAUGACCUCCAAAUUCACGCAGACCAAGAGGAACCCACCUAUCCGAAUCUGCCUCGAAGGCGACUCUCACGUCAAUAUCGACUUCCCGAUGAUACGGAUUUGGAAACAGUCAGAAUGAAGCGUACUGGAAAUAGCGUCAAUGUGGAGGCCAAAAAAGUUGGUGAAAGUUCUCAUUGA
This is a messenger RNA of Anisakis simplex (herring worm), 387 nucleotides long. The record is from the annotation of a GenBank genome assembly. Lineage: Eukaryota; Metazoa; Nematoda; Chromadorea; Rhabditida; Anisakidae.